Cucumis melo (muskmelon) is the source of this 857-nucleotide messenger RNA. RefSeq lists its product as uncharacterized. Bases 88 to 651 code for a protein of 187 amino acids. The transcript has a single exon. The record is from RefSeq and is a predicted model, not a curated record. NCBI's taxonomy places the organism in Eukaryota, Viridiplantae, Streptophyta, Magnoliopsida, Cucurbitales, Cucurbitaceae.
UAUAAAUAUAUUCCUUAACUUCUAAUUCUUCCUAUCCACCAUUUUUCUACAUUUCUUCACAACAAUAAUUUUGCCUUUUUCUAAUUCAUGGGGAAUUACAUUUCUUGUACUCUCUCCACACCAAUCGGUGUCAAACCCUCCUCUUCUUCCACCACCACCGUCAUCUUUCCCAGCGGCCAAAUCCGACACUUUCACGAGUCGGUCAAGGCGGCCGAGCUCAUGUUCGAGAUCCCCAAUUUCUUCCUUGUUAAUUCUCAAUCCCUUCAUUUGGGUCGGAGAUUUUCGGCUUUGAUGGCCGAUGAGGAUCUCGAGAUGGGUAAUUUGUACCUUAUGUUUCCCAUGAAGAAGGUCAAUUCGGUGGUGUCGGUGGCGGAUAUGGGGGCUUUGUUUCUCGCUGCCGAGCGGGUCUCCGGCAGGAAUAAGCGGCGGAUUAUCGGCGGUGGGGAUUCUACUGUUUGUGUUUGGCCAGAGGUGGAAACAGAGGAAUCGAAACCGAAGUUGAAUUUGGAUGGUAGUGGUGGUAGUGAUGAGGAUGACGACGACGUGGAGGGGUUUUCGCCGGUCCCGGAAUUUGGUCAUCGGAGGUCGAUGUGUAGGUCGAGGAAGCCAUUGUUGGAGACUAUAGCUGAAGAGCCUGUAUGUUCGAGAUGAUGGGAAAUUGGGGGAAAAUUUAAAAGCUAUUUGAUUUGUUCUUUGUUUCUAUUGGGGAUUUUUCUUUUCGAAAUUAGUGAAAGGGAAAACCCAUUUGUUGAUUAAUUUGUACUAUGGGAAAAUUAGUUGAUAUUAGGCUUUUGAAAUCUUUCACGUGUUCAAAGAACGUGAAAAUAUUUGUGUAAUUAUGUACAAUAUUUCGUAAA